Athalia rosae (coleseed sawfly) is the source of this 1483-nucleotide messenger RNA. RefSeq names its product probable proline--tRNA ligase, mitochondrial (gene ProRS-m). The transcript has 5 exons. Bases 106 to 1437 code for a protein of 443 amino acids. Gene Ontology annotation, molecular function: ATP binding; proline-tRNA ligase activity. Gene Ontology annotation, biological process: prolyl-tRNA aminoacylation. The record is from RefSeq and is a predicted model, not a curated record. Lineage: Eukaryota; Metazoa; Arthropoda; Insecta; Hymenoptera; Athaliidae. Gene Ontology annotation, cellular component: cytoplasm; mitochondrion.
UUGCUACCAUUGCUUUGAUGGUAGUACGUACGAUCAUUACAAUCCACGCUCGAAUGUACAAAUAAAUGUUAGCUGCUGAAUAUUUCAAACAUUCUUUGUUGAAACAUGUCCAAAAAGUUAUUGCACCACGUCAACCGUGUGUCACGAUUAUUCCAGCCACUUAACGUCGUCCCAAAAGAUAGCAUACCUCAAAAUGAGGUUAAUUCAAAAAGCCAUAAGUUGAUGCUUGAUGUCGGAAUAAUAAAGCAGGCGAGUAGCGGAAUGUACAACCUACUACCUUUAGGGCUACGUGCGCUGGAUAAAUUACAUGCUUUAGUCGACAAGGAAAUGGAAAAGAUUGGCGCACAGAAAAUAUUGAUGCCUCACCUGACUCCUAGUAGUCUCUGGAAAAAAACAGGCCGCUUAGAGGAGGGAAUCCAAGAACUCUUCAUGCUGGCAGAUCGACACAAAAGAGAAUACAUUCUGAGUCCGACGUAUGAAGAGGCAAUCACGCAUCUGAUCUCUAUGAACAGUCCACUAUCACCCAAAACACUCCCACUCCGAUUAUACCAGAUUUCUAGUAAGUGGCGAGACGAGAAGAAACCACGACUGGGUCUUCUGAGGGGCCGAGAAUUUGUCAUGAAGGACCUGUACACUUUUGAUGUCGAUUCUGAAAAGGCAAGAGAAACUUACGAAAGUGUCUGUGCAGCAUAUGACUCCAUUUUCCAGAAAAUAGGGGUGGACUUUAUUAAAGUUAUUGGACAUGCUGGUCUCAUUGGUGGCUCCCAUUCUCACGAAUAUCACUAUCUCUCUGAUGUUGGGGAAGACAACAUUGCCACUUGCCCGAGUUGUAACUACUCUGCAAAUACAGAGAUACAUUCGGAAUCAACUUGUCUGAAGUGCCAGACACAUCUCCAGCACAAUACAGCCAUAGAGGUUGGGCACACUUUUCUCUUAGGAAAAAAAUAUUCACAGCCUCUGAAUGCAACGGUCUCAGUUAAUGGAACGCGUCAUCCGUUAGAGAUGGGUUGUUUUGGGCUUGGCCUGACUCGCAUACUCGCAGCAGCAAUUGAGAAGUUAUCAACAGAAGAAGAGCUGAGGUGGCCGAUUGCUUUGGCACCCUACAGAAUUUGUAUUAUACCCCCUAAGAAAGGCAGUAAAGAAGAGCUGGCAGCUGAUUACGCGGAAAGCUUUUAUAAAAUGAUAAACUCGGCUGGGAUUGAUGCAAUUCUUGACGACCGAACAGAAUUUACCAUAGGAAAGAGAUUGUUGGAGGCGAAAAGAACAGGGUAUCCAUACAUUGUGGUGAUUGGCAAAAGGGUGAUCAAAGAAAGCCCAUUAUUCGAAGUACAUGAUCUCAGCAAGAACGAGUUGAUAGUCUCCAGUUUCGAAGGUGUCAUAGACUAUCUAUUUACAGCAAAUGAUGACAAAAGUGAUGUUAACAACAUUGUGCUGUAAAUAAUUUCACAAACUAGCUCUAGAACAAAUAGUCCAUUGGUUUUCA